Messenger RNA from Biomphalaria glabrata, 3329 nucleotides. Its product is annotated as targeting protein for Xklp2-like. The coding region runs from base 120 to 2567 and encodes 815 amino acids. The record is from RefSeq and is a predicted model, not a curated record. Gene Ontology annotation, biological process: regulation of mitotic spindle organization; activation of protein kinase activity. Gene Ontology annotation, cellular component: spindle; microtubule. The transcript has 15 exons. NCBI's taxonomy places the organism in Eukaryota, Metazoa, Mollusca, Gastropoda, Planorbidae.
GCCAUUGGUCGAAUCAUAUGUGCGGGCAGAUUGAAAAUUUGCAGUGUGUAAUGGUGUUGUACGUGAAAACAAUAAAUAUUCUGCUUAUUUAUUGACCAUUAACAUUUCCUUCUGGAUAAAUGGAUAAUAAAUGGGAGUUUGAUGCUCCACAAUUCAUCGAUUUUACUCAACCAGAUGCCUAUGAGCCAUUUUAUGAUGAUAGUUGGUUCGAUAGGCACACAGAAGCAGAUGACUUCAGAAUUCAGGGAAAACCACAGAGAGUUGUCAAAGGAACAGCGCCUGUCAGAAGUACUGAUAAGAACAGGGUAGAAAUGGAGACAGAUGAGAAGCCUUCAAGAAAUUCUAAUAAGAAAUCUCAACCAGCUAAAAAAGAUGGAAAAAACAAUCCUGAAAAUAUUGCUGAGAAUCUUGGUCCAUCUCCUAAGAAGCGUCUAAAAUUAUCAAAUGACAUCCCUAUGGAUACAGAAAAGCAUUUAGGAUCUAGUCUGACUCAUCUAAAAGCCUUUCCCAAAGACAAUCUUGUCAGUACCAAUGAUGAUCAGGAACAGAAUUUAGACUCCCCAGCAGCCAAUACAAGAUUGAAAGCACAACAGACCUUACAAGCUUCUCUGGAGUCCGGCUCAGUGGGUUCUUCCUCCUUGAUAAAGACUCAACUCAAAGAGUCUGUUAAUGAAUCAAACAAUGCUAAAAGCCUGAGCCCUAAAAAGCAAGUGAGGUCCCCCAAAGCCACUAAAGCCUGCCCUCUGACUCGAUCUCAGAGCUUGAGGGUUAAAAGUUUAUCGAAAUGGAGCAGCACAGGCAACAUGAAGACAGCUGGAUUAAAAUCUGGUUCUCCCAGUCGACUAAAUUCAGUCCAAGAUUUGAACAAAGUAAAAACCUCAGAGGAAAUAGAGCUGGAAAAAAUAGCUUUAAUGCAAAAGGAGGCGGCAAAGAUACGUAAAUUAGCACAGGAAUCUUAUAAAAAAGCAAUGAAUGCUGAUGGUUAUAUACCCCUUCGAUCCAAGCAACCUGCAACAAUGCCUGUACUUUUUAAUUUUAAAACUGAUGAAAGAAUAAAGAAUGUUGAUGGACCAGUGAGCGAGCAUAAAGUAAAGGAUUUCACAAAGUCCUUACGAGAAGCUUUACCAAUUGCAACACUUCCUGGAAAGCCAGCUAUUCAAGGAUUGACCAGACCUCAACCCUUUCAUCUUCAUACUCAAAAAAGCAAUAAUGCCUGUCAGCCAGCUGUUAAAUAUGAGUCUGUGGCUGAGCGUGUGGCUGCUUUUCAUAAUAAGACUCCAGAUAGAUUCAGAUCCAAACCUAACAGUAGUAAAGAAAGAUCCCGUUCUGCCACAAAAUCAAAACCAUCCUCAGCUGACAAGCGCAUACGUUCACAAUCACCAAAAUUAACUAUUCCUAAGACUCCAAACCUUACAACAAGGGGAAGGUCACGUCCUGUCAAUAUUCCCACUGCAGAAGAGAAAGAGCUCAUGGAAUUUGAGGAACAUAAAAAGCAGCUUUUUAAAGCCCACCCUAUCAACCACAAAAUUUUAGAAGCAACCCAACUGGGAGUGCCAAAGGUGGCUCCUAAACCACCAACUGUGGCUGAAGAAUUUAAUUUCCAUUACAAGAAAUCAGUCAGUGUUGGUGACCUAAGGAACACAACAACACUCAGCCAAGAAGAAGAGAAAUUUGAAUUUCAUGCCAAGCCUGUCAAUCCUAAGAUAUUGCAGGGACCUGUAGGCAUAAAGCCAGUAGAACCCCAACCAAUCACUAUACCUCAAUCACCAGCAUUUGCUCUGAGGAGUAGAAUCAGAUUACCUGUUGAAGUUCCUAAACAGGAAGAAACUCAGAGCACCAUUAAAGCCAAUCCUGUUCCAUUUAAUGGUGUGCCCUUUAGACCAAAGCUGGCACACAGUGUGACUAUACCAGAGCCCUUCCAAGUGGAGGAAAGGAGCAGAGAGAUGUUAACCAAGCGAGAACAGAAGAUACAACAGAUCCUGGAGGAAGAACGCAGGGCACGUGAGUUUCAUGCAACCAAUUUGCCCAGUGACAGUCCGGAUACAUUACCUCCCAAACAACCACGCCCUCCUACGCAACCAGAACCUUUUCACUUGCACAUUGAUGAGCGGGGAGAGAAAUACAAGCAACAGUUUAAAGCCAAACAGAUGGAGGAAGAAGAAAAAGCUGCUGUUGAGGCUGCUAAUUUCAAGGCUGGGCCUAAUGCAGUCAUACAUAAGGAACCAUUCCAACCACAGAAAUCUAGCAAACCUUUAACAGAAAUCAGUGAAUUUGAUUUGAACACAGAGCAGAGAGCUGCACAAAGGGAGGUGUUUGAUCAACGCACCAAAGCUCAUGAAGCUUACCUAGAGGCUGUGAAGAGACAGAAGGAAGAAGAGCGAGAGAGGGAAGAAAAAGCUGCUGUUGCUAGAAUGCGCCAAGAAGCAGUCCACAAAGCCACUGGAAUUAAAAAGUAUAAAGCUGUGGUCCUAAAGCCAAGUGAUAAACCUUUGACUGAAGCCAAAUCUCCAAAGUUCUCUCAGCGCCUCAGGUCCAGGUUUGAAAACACACAGAAUAGUGAUGUGUAAACUUUGUGGUGGUGGUGGACAUGUGAAACUCAAAUAUAAAUUAGUUGAACAUGCUGUAAAUAAACAAGUCUUUGUAAUCCUAAUUUUAUUCACCCAUUCAUUUGAAAAGUCCUACUCUCCCUUGAAAAACAUUGAUUUCAGAAGCUGUUUUUUUUUAAAUUGAAAAUAAUGUUUUAUUUUCUUUAUGUUUUUUUUUAAAUAUCUAUUUUCUAUACAUUGUUUAAUAUAUUCUACAAUAUAUAUAUAGUGUACAUAACUGUUAAGCAAAAAAUUGCCUUGUAAGUAUAAUUUUAAAGAAAGUGGCUUAGGUUUUAUUUCAUAGUACAAUAAUGAAAGCUCUUAGUCUUCUGGCUAAUAUUAUCAAUGUUAAUGUGAAGAUGACUGCUGAAGACUUGUUCAUAGACUGGCCACUCAUCACAGCACGUUAUAUCUUAUUGUUAUAGCCCUUUGUUCUUAUUCAUGUACUGCUAAGUAUUGCCACAUGUGCCCGGCCCUCCUCACCUGCUUGUGAGUGUAAGCUUGUUAACAGAGAUGUAUGACACUUGAGAUGGGAGAGUUUGUGUAAAUAAAGAAUGUGGUUCACUCAUUUCUUGGUUCUUGGUUUUUACAUUGACUUGAUUCUUUGCGUGGCUGAUGUGAAUGUAAACCCAUGGAGGCUAAACCUAUUGGUUCACUAUAUCCUUAAAAAGUACUUCAUUUAUGCCUGUUGUUUGCGUACAUUGUAUAAGCAGAUGAAGAAAUUAAAUAUUUUUUUUUUGUGGA